Messenger RNA from Malus domestica (apple), 2382 nucleotides. RefSeq names its product protein EARLY STARVATION 1, chloroplastic. The record is from RefSeq and is a predicted model, not a curated record. Lineage: Eukaryota; Viridiplantae; Streptophyta; Magnoliopsida; Rosales; Rosaceae. Gene Ontology annotation, cellular component: starch grain; chloroplast stroma. Gene Ontology annotation, biological process: starch metabolic process; regulation of starch metabolic process. Gene Ontology annotation, molecular function: starch binding.
GCCAUGGUGGGGAGAAACACAAAACAGAAGAAAGAAUGGAAGUGGGGUCAAGUCUGCUCACGUGUAACGGUGGUAAGAUAAAAUCGCGGGAUUGGAGGCGGAGGGCACGGCCGAUUGUUUGCACUUGCAGCCACCAACCCAUCUGACUCACUCGACUCUUCUGUUUUGCUCACCCUUAGCUUAAGAUAACCAUGAGGCCAAAUUUUAGUCGCCCUAAUCUCAACUUUGCUAAUUUCUCCAAUUUCUGAGUCUAUCCCUCAAUUUCUCGUAACAAACCAACCACAUGAUUACCAUUUCCCUCCACCGUCUCUAUUUCUGUCACAUCCAGCAGGAGGAGGAGGAGAAAUUGAAAAAGGUGGAGAGGUUGAUUUACAAAAGACAAGAGGAUGCGAGGCCUCCCGAGUCCCUCCAUCCUUCCUUCCCUCCUUAGUUGUUCAUCUUCUUCUGGCCAGUGGCCACAGCCCACCUCAUUCAAUCAGUCAAUUUUCAAAUGUCGCUCUGCGUUGCUCUCAUUGCCCUCCCUCCCUCCCCCCUAACCUUCUCCCUUAUUUCUUUCUUUAUAAAUUGAACCACUAACCAAAUUACUUCUCCAACCUCAUUAAUUAAUUAACUUCCCCCAAAUUCAAAACCAAAAAACCAAAAAACCAAAACCAAACCCAAAACCCAAACCCAAACCCAAACCCAAACUCAGGGAGAGAGACUACUUAGUCAGUCUCCCAAUCCAACUCCUACAGUGAGGACUCCCUCCCAACCCUCUCAGUCUCAGUCCACGUUUCCUCCGCUUGGGAUUCAUUGGGAUGGCUUUUUUGUAAACGCAAUGGUGGCCACUUCCAGAGGCUUCGCUUCUCCUCCUGAUUUCAAGCUCACCCGCCUCGGCCUCGCUUUCCAUCCAUAUCCCCAUCCCCAUCCUUCUACCGAUGCUAAUGCCGGCCGCAUGCGGGAUCUCAGGAAGCGCAGGAGGAGACUCUCCCUUCCCAGGGCCGACCCACCCGCAGUCACUCUAAUCACUUGCUGCUGCUCCGACCCCGUUGUUCCGAUUCUCUCCGGAAAGACCGUCGACAAGGCGGACGACCGGCGCUUCGAUUCCAAGAAAAGGGCUCACAGAGCUGCUGGAGUCCAAGCCUCCGCCGCAUUACCCUUCUUCGCUUCGUCUUCCUCUUCUUCUCCUGCUCAAUCUCGCUUCCUGUCCAAACAAGAGAAACACUACCCUCGCUGUACCCCAAGAAACUCCGGUCCACAAUCUCGUGACAGUCCUCCGAAAAGAGAUACUGGCAUUGCCAAUGAGAAGGAGUGGGGCAUCAGCUUGUUAAACGAAAAUGUAAACGAGUCUGGUACCAAUGAAGAUGGCAGCACUUGGUAUCGCGAAAGUGGCGAGGACCUUGGCAACAAUGGCUACAGAUGUAGGUGGACAAGGAUGGGUGGUACCUCCCACGACGCUUCUUCACAAUGGAAAGAAACUUGGUGGGAGAAAAGUGACUGGACCGGAUACAAAGAGCUAGGUGUGGAGAAAUCUGGUAGAAAUGCUGAAGGGGAUUCGUGGUGGGAAACUUGGCAAGAAGUUCUUCAUCAAGAUGAAUGGAGUAAUGUAGCAAGAAUUGAGAGAAGUGCACAGAAACAAGCAAAAUCAGGCACUGAAAAUGCUGGAUGGUAUGAGAAAUGGUGGGAGAAAUAUGAUGCUAAAGGCUGGACCGAGAAAGGAGCACACAAAUAUGGAAGACUUAAUGAGCAGUCCUGGUGGGAGAAGUGGGGAGAGCAUUAUGAUGGAAGGGGAUCUGUUCUCAAAUGGACUGAUAAAUGGGCUGAGACUGAACUUGGAACCAAAUGGGGAGACAAGUGGGAAGAGAAGUUCUUUGCUGGAAUAGGUUCGCGACAAGGGGAGACAUGGCAUGUAUCUCCAAGCGGUGAACGUUGGUCAAGGACAUGGGGAGAAGAGCACUUUGGAAAUGGUAAGGUGCACAAAUAUGGGAAAAGCACGACUGGGGAAAGCUGGGAUAUUGUUGUGGACGAGGAGACCUAUUACGAGGCUGAGCCGCAUUACGGAUGGGCAGAUGUUGUUGGUGACUCUAGCCAAUUGCUGUCAAUUAAACCUCGAGAAAGGCCACCUGGUGUCUACCCUGCCCUUGAUUUUGGAUCAUUGUCGCCUCCGGUUGAUGAACCGCCAGAUGAAUUUUCUCCACAAUGAAAGGUGACUAAACUUAGGUGGUCUAGUUUAGAAUGUGGAUCGAAUUCCAAUUAUAUUGGCUGAAACUCGUCUUUUGUAACGGACAUUUUAGUCUUCAUUUUAUUCAUUCUUUCAGUCGCCACUACGUUUAGUUUUUUUGUUUUGAGUUUUUAGUUAGGGUGAAUGCUGCUAUAUUUUUCGCAUUAUUUUUUUUUUUGGAG